Molecule: messenger RNA, 1431 nt
Organism: Drechmeria coniospora
Lineage: Eukaryota; Fungi; Ascomycota; Sordariomycetes; Hypocreales; Ophiocordycipitaceae
Product: saccharopine dehydrogenase
Exons: 12
Coding region: 1-1431 (476 amino acids)
Cellular component (GO): cytoplasm
Molecular function (GO): saccharopine dehydrogenase activity
Source: RefSeq, a predicted model, not a curated record
AUGGCGCCCCACAACGUCUUGAUGCUCGGCGCCGGCUUCGUCACGAAGCCGACGCUCGACAUCCUCGCCGAAUCCGGCAUCGCCAUCACCGUCGCCUGCCGCACCCUCGAGUCCGCCAAGGCUCUCGCCGCCGGCAUCAAGAACGCCAAGCCCAUCUCGCUCGACGUCACCGACGACCGAGCCCUCGACGCCGAGGUGGCCAAGAACGACCUCGUCAUCAGCCUCAUCCCCUACACCUUUCACGCGACCGUCAUCAAGUCCGCCAUCCGCCAGAAGAAGCAUGUCGUCACCACGAGCUACGUGUCGCCCGCCAUGCUCGAGCUGGACCAGGCGUGCAAGAAUGCCGGCAUCACCGUCAUGAACGAGAUUGGUUUGGAUCCGGGCAUUGACCAUCUCUAUGCCGUCAAGACAAUCGAGGAGGUCCACAAGGAAGGAGGGAAAAUCACCUCCUUUCUCUCGUACUGCGGUGGCUUGCCGGCACCGGAGAGCUCGGGAAAUCCAUUGGGUUACAAAUUCUCCUGGUCUCCCCGCGGCGUCUUGCUGGCGCUGCGAAAUGCCGCCAGCUUCUAUCAAGAUGGCAAGAUUGUCAACGUCGCAGGUCCGGGUAAGAACAAAAGCGCCACGACGCAUGCGUCACCGUCACACGCGAAAAUGGCCGCCCAAGGUGCUGACAUGGAGCAUGCAGAUCUGAUGGCCACGGCCAAGCCGUACCACAUUUACCCAGGGUUCGCCACCGUCGCCUACCCGAACCGAGACUCGACGGGAUACAAGGAGCGCUAUCACAUCCCCGAGGCGCAAACCAUCAUCAGGGGCACCUUGCGAUACGUCGGCUUCCCCGAGUUUGUCAAGGUGCUCGUCGACAUGGGCUUCCUCAAGGAUGAGGAGCAAAGCUUCUGCAAGGAGGCCAUUCCUUGGAAGGAGGCGACGCAAAAGAUUCUCGCCGCCCCCUCCUCGGAGGAGCCAGCCCUCAUCGCCGCCAUCUCGGCCAAGACGACGUUCCGGGACGACGAGCAACGAGGUCACGUGCUGGCCGGUUUGCGAUGGCUCGGUCUCUUUUCCUCGGACAAGAUUAUUCCCCGAGGAAACCCGCUGGACACGCUCUGCGCCACGCUCGAGAAGAAGAUGCAGUUCGCCGAGGGAGAACGCGACAUGGUGCUUCUGCAGCACAAGUUCGAGGUCGAGCUCAAGGACGGCACCAAGCAGACGAGGCUCUCGACCCUCUGCGACUACGGCAGCACCGAAGCCGGGGGCUACUCGGCCAUGGCCAAGCUUGUCGGCAUCCCGUGCGCCGUCGCCGUCAAGCAGGUGCUCGACGGAACCCUCUCCGAGAGGGGCGUGCUGGCUCCGAUGAGCAGCAAGAUCAACGACCCCCUGAUCAAGGAGCUCAAGGCAAGCGGAGCGACCUGCCUCGUGGAGGGCGGACCGUGCUAA